This is a messenger RNA of Nicotiana attenuata, 1164 nucleotides long. RefSeq lists its product as uncharacterized. NCBI's taxonomy places the organism in Eukaryota, Viridiplantae, Streptophyta, Magnoliopsida, Solanales, Solanaceae. Bases 1 to 1164 code for a protein of 387 amino acids. The transcript has 2 exons. The record is from RefSeq and is a predicted model, not a curated record.
AUGUUUCUCCUGGCUGUCCCGAAUGAAUGGGCGGCUGAAGCAUUCACUAAAGGAUUGAAUCUGAGAAGUUCAGACACUUCUCGAAAGUUGAAGGAAAGUUUGCUUGAGUUUCAGGCUACGACUUGGACAGAUGUCCAUAACCGGUACGAGUCAAAGAUAAGAAUCGAAGAUGAUCAAGUUGGCUUUCCAUCGUCGGCCAAAAUUCGGGAGAAGGAUAGAGAAAAUCAAAAGAUGACUACGACAGAUGGACUUCGAGGGGCCGGAGAAAGAAAUGUCAGGGUCACGGGAUCUUUCUUACCCCAAGUUAUCGAAAUACAAGUUCAAAGUCAGUAUAGUGGAAUUGUGUUAGCCUUGAGAAACAUCAAAGAGGCACGAUUCCCGAGACCAAUGAGAUCCGUUCCCGAACAGAGGGAUCCCAACUCAUGGUGUGAAUACCAUGGGACAAAGGGCCACCGGACAGGGGACUGCCGACACCUUCAGGAAGAAGUGGAAACACUAUUGAAGAAUGGUCACCUCAUAGAAUUCUUAAGUGACCGAGCCAAGAACAACUAUGGUCGGAACAGAGACAAUGCGGAACCCUCGAAAGCAGGAGAAGAACCCCCACACCAAACGGUCAAUGAUCUUCAGAUUAAUGAGGUCACCUUUUCAGCGAUGAAGAAGACGAAAGUUUCAAUAACUCGAAGUAAAAGGCUCUGGGAAGAUGAUAUCACUUUCACGGAGGAAGAUACAGAUGGAUUGUUGCUUCCACACAAUGAUGCACUGGUAAUUUCUUUAAAUGUAUUAGAUUUUAAGAUUAAAUGUGUUCUAGUGGAUCCAAGAAUUUCAGCUAAUAUUAUACAAUGGAGAGUACUGGAGCAAACCAAACUCACCGGAAGCAUUAUUCCGGCAACAAAGCUCCUCGCUGGAUUCAACCUCGCAAGCGUGACAACCCGGGGAGAGAUUUUGCUGCUCACAAAUCCUGAAGGAGUAAUGAAGACAACUCUCUUCGAAGUUGUAGACGGAGUCAUGGGGUACUAUAUUAUCCUAGGAAGGCCAUGGUUACAUGAGAUGAAAGUUGUGCCUUCAACGUAUCACCAAUUGUUGAAAUUUUCGACACCCGAGGGGAUCAAGCAUAUAAGGGGUGAUCAACCGGCAACAAGAGAUGAAUGCAAUCUCGGUCUCUAG